UGGUAGCUAGGACCGGUUAGGACAUCAAGUUGCUAACCCUUAUUCCAUAUUUCAUGCUUCUAGAAAGUGUCAGCCAUCUUGGACAUCAUUCAAAAAUUACAUGGCGAAUUGCUGCAAAUGCUGUAGUUACUGACUAGCUUAUCAAACUGUUUGGUAAUCUUGAUCCCUAUCGAAACAAAAUGAAUAGAGAGCCUCCCAAGAACGUGUACAGCAAUAACAGACUAAAGAAAAUUGAACCUGUUGCAUGGCCCAUCGAUAAUAAACGCCAAUCUUCUCAUCAGUAUACCUCUGCUGCUACAAGCAUUGGGAUGGCGGAAACCAGUAAUUCUGUGAAUACAAAAGAUAGAUCUCUACAUUUCAACAAAAGCCAAACAAAAUACGAAAAGCAUUUUGAGCCAAGUUCAUCAAAAGUUUUGGCUUCCAAAAAGCUGAAGGAAUCCCCACGUGUGAAACAAGUUUUACCCUUAAACUUAAAAAAUCCACCCACGUUUGGAGAUUUGGGUAUUCCACUGAAACACAGGUAUGUUCAAAGAAAAAGUACCAGCAGUAACAAUUGUUCUCUGCAGCCUCUGGCUAAGAAAUGCAGGAAAAAUUUUGAUAGUUCAGAACUACAAAGCAACCUACUUUGUGUUCAUCGUGAUCAAAGUUCUGACAACCCAUUAUGGUUGUCACCCAAAGAGUCUCCCAACCAGUCAAUAGAAAAGAGCAACCUUAAUGACCCACAUGGUGCAAGUGAAUUUUUUCAGAUGGUUAAAGCAACUCUAAAAGAUACAUUUGAAGAAAUUGUCAAGGAUUGUCCUGAAUUUUUAACCACCACAUUAAAUGCCAAAGAAAAGUUACUUAAAAAAUUACGUUCCUACACCCAAAGACAGCAAGCGAUGUUGGGAGAUCAUGCAAAUACGGAGGACAUGAGAAGCGGUGAAUCCCACGUUCUCCUCGAUUUAACUCGUCCGAUAGGAUUUAACCGAUUCCCUGGAGAGUCGUCCACAGAGAGCCAAGCUACUAAGCCGAAGCUACAGCUUAACAAUGCGACUCCAACCACUGUGGUCACAACAGAAGCAUGGGCACCUGUUGCUUACGGUUUCAAGAGUUAUACUACACCGCGGGAAUUCUUGCCUCGUUCUCGCCGAUACACGGGAUCAAUUACUAACGUUAGUGAGAGAAUGCCCUCUGAUGCAAUACAAAUAUCAUCGAAAGGGUCUUCUGUGCAGGUGAAUGGAAGUCUUUCUUUGAAUCAAAGUGGCAGUAAAAACAACCUCGAGGAAACAGAUGAAUCGACCAAUGCCUGUCUACCAUUGUUUAAUCCUCGCAAGGUUUGUGGAAGAUCCGUUCUACGUUGAUUAAUACCGCGUAGUGGUCCCUAAAGAAGCCGAUGUAAUCAAACCUUUUGAAGUUUAAAACCUUCAACGAUAUUUUUCCCUCCCAUUUUGGUGGAUGCCACUAAAAACGUACCUUCCAACGGAAGUCUUUGAAGUAUUUCUUAAAGAUCUUAACAUCUAAUAUCUUAAAAAAAAAAAAAAAAAAGCUGCGAUGGGGGUAAAUCAAUGAUUCUGCCCGUGUUCACGAUUAUACUAAAUGGUGAACGCGUGAGCAGACGGAAUACGAGCGCGCAGCACAUUUUUGUCAUAAGAUUGUAUUGGACAGAUUCCGAUGAAGCGUGUGAAUGAUUUUGCUGGUUUGCUUGCUUGUAAUCGAAUUAUUGACAGCGGUUGCCAUGGGGGGGGGGGGUGAGAAUUCAAUGUAACAACGAUUGGAAAUCUCAUAUCGGCUCGUAAGAAAUAGGAGUGCCAUACAAAGACGAUCGAAUUUUCUGCGGACUUUAUUUCUUUUGGUGUCUACCUUUUGAUCGCGAAUUGAAAUUCGUAUCUGACUUGCUACACCUCCUAGACAUCAUUGAAGAUUGUUGAUCGGAAAAACCUUUACAUGGUGUCGAAUCUUUAAAUAAUCGAUCGAAGCCCGUCCUCGCCUCUCCGUUGAGUAAUUUUGGUUUCUUUAUUGUCGUCGAUGUGCCACUCUUUCAUUUUUCCUCUUUUGUUUGUUUCC
Molecule: messenger RNA, 2043 nt
Organism: Daphnia magna
Lineage: Eukaryota; Metazoa; Arthropoda; Branchiopoda; Diplostraca; Daphniidae
Exons: 9
Coding region: 180-1340 (386 amino acids)
Source: RefSeq, a predicted model, not a curated record